Molecule: messenger RNA, 2853 nt
Organism: Eptesicus fuscus (big brown bat)
Lineage: Eukaryota; Metazoa; Chordata; Mammalia; Chiroptera; Vespertilionidae
Gene: SIDT1
Product: SID1 transmembrane family member 1
Exons: 26
Coding region: 1-2487 (828 amino acids)
Cellular component (GO): membrane
Source: RefSeq, a predicted model, not a curated record
AUGCCCGGCUGCCCGCGGCUCGCCCUGCUCUGCGCGCUGCCCUGGCUCCUGCGGGCGGCGGCCCCCGGGAGCCCCGCGCCGCCCCUCGCGCGCCGCGACCCCCACGCCCCGGCCAGGGGCGCCGAUUUCGAUCGUGUCUACAGCGGCGUCGUGAACCUCAGCACCGAGAACAUCUACUCCUUCUCCUACACCAGCCAGCCCGGCCAGGUCAACGCCGUGCGGGUGCAUGUGAACAGCUCUUCCGAGAACCUCGACUACCCGGUCCUGGUCGUGGUGCGUCAGCAGAAAGAGGUGCUGUCCUGGCAGGUUCCGCUGCCCUUCCAAGGACUAUACCAGAGGACCUACAACUACCAGGAAGUGAGCCGCACCUUAUGUCCCUCAGAAGCAACCAAUGAAACAGGACCGCUGGAGCAACUGAUAUUUGUAGAUAUAGCAUCCAUGGCACCCCUAGGUGCCCAGUACAAACUGCUGGUUACCAAGAUCAAGCACUUCCAGCUACAGACAAAUGUUGCCUUUCACUUCACUGCCAGCCCCUCUCAACCUCAGUAUUUUCUAUACAAAUUUCCUGAAGAUGUGGACUCAGUUGUCAUUAAAGUUGUAUCUAAAGUGGCUUAUCCAUGUUCUGUUGUCUCUGUCCAGAAUAUCAUGUGCCCAGUGUAUGAUCUUGACCACAAUGUGGAAUUUAAUGGUGUCUAUCAGUCCAUGACCAAGAAAGCUGCCAUCACACUACAGAAGAAGGAUUUUCCAGGUGAGCAGUUCUUCGUGGUGUUUGUGAUAAAGCCUGAAGAUUAUGCUUGUGGAGGAUCUUUCUUCAUCCAGGAAAAGAAGAACCAGACCUGGAAUCUACAACGCACAAAGAACCUUAAAGUGACCGUUGUUCCUUCCAUUAAAGAAUCCGUUUUUGUGAAAUCCAUUCUUCUCAGCUUCCUCAUCUUCUUCUCCUUCUAUUUGGGAUGCCUGCUGAUUGCGUUUGUUCAUUAUAUCCGGUUUCAGAGAAAAUCCAUUGACGGAAGCUUUGGUUCCAAUGAUGGCUCUGGAACUCUGGCGGUGUCACAUCCCAUUGCUGCCAGCACCCCCGAAGGGAGCAGCUACGGGGCAAUAGAUGAGUCAAGCUCCAGUCCCGGCAGGCAGAUGUCCUCCUCUGAUGGGGGGCAGCCAUACCAGUCAGACUCGGACAGCUCCGUGGAGGAGAGUGACUUCGACACCAUGCCAGACAUUGAGAGUGAUAAGAACGUCAUCCGGACCAAGAUGUUCCUUUACCUGUCAGAUUUGUCCAGGAAGGACCGGAGAAUCAUCAGCAAAAAAUAUAAGAUUUAUUUUUGGAAUAUCAUCACUAUCGCUGUGUUCUAUGCACUACCUGUGAUCCAGCUGGUCAUCACCUACCAGACAGUGGUAAACGUCACUGGAAACCAGGAUAUCUGUUAUUACAACUUCCUCUGUGCUCACCCCUUGGGCGUCCUGAGUGCCUUCAAUAACAUUCUCAGUAACCUGGGGCACGUGCUCCUGGGCUUCCUCUUCCUGCUGAUAGUCUUGCGCCGGGACAUUCUCCAUCGAAGAGCCCUGGAUGCCAAGGACAUCUUUGCCAAGGAGUAUGGGAUUCCCAAACACUUCGGUCUCUUCUAUGCUAUGGGCAUCGCAUUGAUGAUGGAAGGAGUGCUCAGUGCUUGUUACCACAUCUGCCCUAAUUACUCCAACUUCCAAUUUGACACCUCCUUCAUGUACAUGAUCGCUGGCCUCUGCAUGUUGAAGCUCUACCAGACCCGCCACCCAGACAUCAACGCUAGCGCCUACGCCGCCUAUGCCUCCUUCGCCUUCGUCAUCACACUCACGGUGCUCGGAGUGGUGUUUGGAAAAAAUGACAUCUGGUUCUGGAUCAUCUUCUCUGCGAUCCAUAUACUGGCCUCUCUGGCCCUCAGCACCCAGAUCUACUACAUGGGUCGUUUCAAGAUAGACGUGUCUGACACAGCAGAUUUGGGGAUUUUCCGGCGGGCUGCUAUGGUGCUCUACACGGAUUUCAUCCAUCAGUGCAGCCGGCCUCUGUACAUGGACAGAAUGGUGUUGCUCGUCGUGGGGAAUCUGAUUAACUGGUCCUUCGCCCUCUUUGGCCUGAUCUACCGGCCCAGGGACUUUGCCUCCUACAUGCUGGGCAUCUUCAUCGGUAACCUGCUGCUCUACCUGGCCUUUUACAUCAUCAUGAAGCUCCGCAGCUCCGAGAAGGUCCUCCCCAUCCCGCUCUUCUGCAUCGUGGCCACCGCGGUGGUGUGGGCCGCUGCCCUGUAUUUUUUCUUCCAGAAUCUCAGCAGCUGGGAGGGAACCCCAGCUGAGUCUCGGGAGAAGAACCGGGAAUGUGUCCUGCUGGAUUUCUUUGAUGAGCAUGACAUCUGGCACUUCCUGUCUGCCACUGCCCUGUUUUUCUCAUUCUUGGUUUUGUUAACCCUGGAUGAUGACCUGGAUGUGGUUCGGAGGGACCAGAUCCCUGUCUUCUGAGCCUCCAGCAUUAAGAGAGGAGAGAGGAAGCGAUCUCGAUCUUGGUGCUGUUUCAUGAAAAAUGCAGGGCCUGCCGCAAAGUAACCACUGCCAAAGACUCCACUCACCCCCUGUGGAGUCAACUCUGAAUACACUCACACACAGAGGAGAGGAGCAGGGGAGAUUCAAACCUGCAAGGGUGGAGGCAGAAGGGAAGACAGGGCUAUGGACAGAGGCAAGCCCUGAAGAAUCGAGAAGCCCCCAUCCCCUUAUGUCGCAACUCUGAACUAGACAUGGACAACCUCUGCAUCAAAGUCAACUCGCUAUCUUGGGGCCCCUCCCACCCUCACCUGGGACUCAUCAGCAAUGGCUGAAUGAUGCUGCACC